CACACUAUAAAAACCCCGCCUCAGCCCAGUCUCUGCAUUGCUGCCUUCUUUUCCCGAAUCCUCAACGUUCGCCAGAAGGAGAAUCUAACAAAAUGCGUGAGUGUAUUUCUAUGCAUGUCGGCCAAGCCGGUGCCCAGAUGGGCAAUGCAUGCUGGGAGCUGUACUGCCUGGAACACGGCAUCCAGCCGGAUGGGCAGAUGCCCAGUGACAAGACGAUUGGAGGGGGAGACGACUCCUUCAACACCUUCUUCAGCGAGACCGGGGCGGGCAAACAUGUCCCCCGUGCCGUGUUCGUAGACCUGGAGCCCACCGUCAUUGAUGAGGUACGCACAGGUACCUACCGUCAGCUGUUCCACCCAGAGCAGCUCAUCACUGGCAAGGAGGACGCCGCCAACAACUACGCCCGCGGACACUACACCAUUGGCAAGGAGAUCAUCGACCUCGUACUAGACAGAACACGCAAACUGGCAGACCAGUGCACCGGGCUCCAGGGUUUCCUGAUCUUCCACAGCUUCGGCGGUGGCACUGGGUCAGGGUUCACCUCCCUGCUGAUGGAACGCCUCUCUGUCGACUACGGCAAGAAGUCCAAGCUUGAGUUCGCCGUCUACCCAGCACCCCAGGUGUCCACAGCUGUGGUGGAGCCCUACAACUCCAUCCUGACCACCCACACCACCCUGGAGCACUCCGACUGCGCCUUCAUGGUGGACAACGAGGCCAUCUACGACAUCUGCCGCAGGAACCUGGACAUUGAGCGCCCCACCUACACCAACCUCAACCGGCUCAUCGGCCAGAUCGUUUCCUCCAUCACUGCCUCCCUGCGCUUCGACGGGGCCCUGAAUGUGGACCUGACAGAGUUCCAGACCAACUUGGUGCCCUACCCCCGCAUCCACUUCCCACUGGCCACCUACGCCCCAGUAAUCUCCGCCGAGAAGGCCUACCACGAGCAGCUCUCAGUGGCUGACAUCACCAAUGCCUGCUUUGAGCCAGCCAAUCAGAUGGUGAAAUGCGACCCCCGUCACGGCAAGUACAUGGCCUGCUGCCUGCUUUACCGCGGCGACGUGGUGCCCAAAGAUGUCAACUCGGCCAUCGCCACCAUCAAGACCAAACGCACCAUCCAGUUCGUGGACUGGUGUCCCACCGGCUUCAAGGUGGGUAUCAACUACCAGCCGCCCACCGUGGUGCCCGGGGGAGACCUGGCCAAGGUCCAGAGAGCCGUGUGCAUGCUGAGCAACACCACCGCCAUCGCCGAGGCCUGGGCCCGUCUGGACCACAAGUUCGACCUGAUGUACGCCAAGCGUGCCUUCGUUCACUGGUACGUGGGGGAGGGCAUGGAGGAGGGAGAGUUCUCCGAAGCCAGAGAAGACAUGGCCGCCCUGGAGAAGGACUAUGAAGAGGUGGGCACCGACAGUGUGGGGGAGGAUGAAGAAGAGGGAGAGGAGUACUAAUGAAGAAGACAUUCCCCAGGCUCACUGACCCCUCCAUUCCAGUCCCACAGCCACUUCCGGUUAGCGGUUGCUGCAUUCAGCUGUAUUCUGAAGGGUCAAUUUUAGGAAUCAUUCCAAAGUUUUAAAGCUUAGAAUAUUCUUGCCACAUGUCAGGUUGAGUCCAUGUUUUCAAUAAAUACCGAGUUGAAAGUAA
Molecule: messenger RNA, 1638 nt
Organism: Anguilla anguilla (European eel)
Lineage: Eukaryota; Metazoa; Chordata; Actinopteri; Anguilliformes; Anguillidae
Product: tubulin alpha chain-like
Exons: 4
Coding region: 93-1445 (450 amino acids)
Biological process (GO): mitotic cell cycle; microtubule cytoskeleton organization
Cellular component (GO): microtubule; cytoplasm
Molecular function (GO): structural constituent of cytoskeleton; GTP binding
Source: RefSeq, a predicted model, not a curated record